AUGACCCUCGGCGUGACCACACAUGCCAUCUUCUUUUCCCUCGUGGCCCUGUUCAUGACGUCUGGCUCAUUUGCUGCCAAGUAUCUGCAUCAUCCUGAUCAAAGGGUCAGAGUCAAUACUGCAGUCUAUACGGGCAAGUCGAGCGCCACCAAUAUCUCUACGCUGUCGAAACGCUGGGAUGGCUCUCCAGCCAUGGGUCGAGAGUUGCAUGAUGCUAACGGCAAGGCAUGUGCGCUGUGGCCUAUGAUGCAUCUAGAUGACGCAAAAGCCGGGCAGAUGUUCACACCUCCACGAGCUCUGGCUCAUAGUGACUUUCUGCAACUGGACGAUCUCACCAGAUGGGGUUACGUGCCCAAGCUGCCCAUGAGACACCCUAAGUGCGACAUGGAUAACGGCAAGGAUAUGUAUGGCCUGCAAGCCUUUCUAGAGGCAAAGGGUAUGUCGGCCGAGAAGAAGGACUGGAAGUGCGUCCGUAUCACGCAUGGUGAUCCUGAGCACAAGACCACCAACAUCGACGACCAAACAUACGCCAAUCCGCGAACUGGCCACACUGUGAGAGUCACUGGCGCUUUGUACCAGUUUGCGAUCAACGCGAAGGAUGGUGUCAUUGUCAUCGCGAAACAGUACAGUGCCGCACACCAGAGCCAGUACCGCCGCCCCCCUGUACAAGCCCCAGCCCUUCCUGAUCUACGAUCAUCUUCAGAUAUCACCUGGCUCGCCUGGAAACCUUACCAUGAUAAAGGCGUGAAGCUCCAUCAUAUCAUCACCUGGUCUGUCACCAAUGGCGCAACACAACGUCUCGUUGCUGCUGCUAUCGAAGCAGCGUCAGAUGAAUCGCUAAGAGAUGCGGAUAAGGCGCUAAGGCCCUAUCCUUGGGUGGGCUGGACAGCAGAUCAAACCCCGGGUUCUCUAAUUCUGGGAUCACCCAACGGUGUCGGCAUUGGCUACCUGCUUGUGCAACACAAGCCGGAACUUGGUAAUCGUCGUGUGAGAAAUAUUGAAGUGUUCUUGGCCGAUACCGGUGCCUCAAAUUUGCACGAGCCUUCAAUUGCUUGGGAAGUCGAGGAUGCGCCAGCCAUGUGA
Messenger RNA from Ascochyta rabiei, 1083 nucleotides. RefSeq lists its product as uncharacterized. The record is from RefSeq and is a predicted model, not a curated record. Bases 1 to 1083 code for a protein of 360 amino acids. The transcript is spliced from 6 exons. NCBI's taxonomy places the organism in Eukaryota, Fungi, Ascomycota, Dothideomycetes, Pleosporales, Didymellaceae.